Messenger RNA from Penaeus indicus, 1872 nucleotides. Its product is annotated as nudC domain-containing protein 2-like. The coding region runs from base 136 to 672 and encodes 178 amino acids. Gene Ontology annotation, biological process: protein folding. Gene Ontology annotation, cellular component: cytoplasm. Lineage: Eukaryota; Metazoa; Arthropoda; Malacostraca; Decapoda; Penaeidae. The record is from RefSeq and is a predicted model, not a curated record. The transcript is spliced from 4 exons.
AACGGAAGUAAACAAACAACUUAUUCGGCUUCUCAGUUUUUCUUCUUCAGUUUUUUUUUCUCCCAUUUUUCUUCCUCAAAAGACACAUUUAAGUGGGUUUUCUACGCCAGAAACGUCUAGAAGCCAGCAGGAAAAAUGCCAGACUACGUAGAGACGAACUUUGACGAGAGGAGCGGCUUCGUUCCCUGCGCGACACCUUGGGGGAGAUGGUGGCAGACGGUGGCGGAGGUUCACGUUGAGGUCACCCUGCCAGAAGGAACCAGGUCGAAGUUCAUACAGGUCACAGUGAAGCCGUCGCACAUGAAGGUCGUGGUUUUGGAUAAAGUGAUUAUUGAGGGCUCCUUAUUUGCCGUGGUCCGGACCGACGAAACCAUAUGGACCAUUGAGGACAAGAAGAUCCUGCACAUUGCCAUGACCAAGGCCGACGCUUGCACCAAGGAGACGGUGUGGGGGGGGCUGCUGAAGGACGACUACCUCGCCGACCCCUGGACUCUCCACGAGAUGAGGAAGAAGCUGGACCUGGAGCGCUUCCAGAUUGAGAAUCCCGGCUUUGACUUCAGUGGAGCGCAGCUGAAGAAGGCCUACGACAAACCGAAGGGGUCUGAAAUAGAGGAAUGGGAGGAGAAACAGAAAGGAAAGCAAGAGGCAGAAGAGGCAGCAGCAGACCAAUGAAAAAGAGGGAAGGGAAACUGGUUACAUUAGAUACUGACAAAUGAGUACAAAAUGUAUGGUCUAAAUCAAUAGCGUGAGCUUUAGACGCCUUUAUUGAGUAUUAUUAUGCUAUUUAUUAUUAAUGAUUAUUCAUUGUUAUCACUAUUUGUGUUACUAUGAUUGCUAUGAUCAUUAUUAUUUUAAUUACUACUACAAUUAUUGUAAUAAUACCAGGAUCACUAUUAUUAUUACUAAUGCUACAGUCAUUAUUAUUAUUAUUGUAGUAACUUCAUUUUAUACAUUUUUCUUAUUGAUUGAUAAAUGAUAUUCAUCAACAAGGUACCUUCUUGUGUGUGUAAUGGCAUAAUAAUUUAUUUGAUGGUGCUGGUGCAGGAUACCCAACAAUGGUCAUUUUUUUAUUUAUAUGGCGGCAGCUAUGUUAGUUAUUCGUAUUCGCUAUCAAGAUUUAUUUCUUGUACACCAGCUCUGCGUAAUAUGAAUUUGAAACACGAGUAGAACAUGAUAGGGACCCAAUUUUUUUUAUUUUUUGGUGAUUGUAGUAAAAAAAUGGUGAAACCUUUGAGCCAUUGAUGAUUUUGAAAUGUGUAGGAUUGAAGAUAUUUUUUGUAUCUCUUGAUUGUAAGACUUUUGAGAUUGUGUAACUUUUACAUAAAUUGCAGGACAUCAUACUCAAGAAAAUUGACUAAUUCAUUUUAAAGCUUAGGAGAAUGGAUUAUUUGCCUUUUUAAGCCUAAUUAUUUACAAUUUUCUUUUUUGUCUUGAAUUUGCAAUUCUCUCUCUUUUUUUUUAUAAAUAAUUUAUGUUUCUUUGUAAAAGUUAUAAAUGUAGUUAUCAUAACUUUCAUAAGGCUUCAGACAUUAGCAAGGUUAACGUAACAGUACUUGAUUUAGAAGACUAUCAUUCCAGGUUUUCAUUACUGAUUAUGAUAAUAAUUCUGUCAUUUGUAAAAAGUGUACCCUUUCUAGUUAAUGGAGAGGCUGCAGUAAGUGUAUCUGCAUUUCCGUAAAAUGUGCUGUGACGUAUUCUGAAAGAGAUUGGCAUUUCCGAUAUAUAAAUAUUUAUAUACAGCAGAUUUUUUUUUUUAAUUUGUAUUCCCAUUUUGUAAAAGGUAAGGACUGACUUAAAAUCAAAGUGUGAUGUAUGACUAGGAGAUAUUUGUAUGUGAAUUAUUGCCGAGAAAAAUAUAUUAUGAGAAGUCAA